This is a messenger RNA of Erigeron canadensis, 2376 nucleotides long. RefSeq names its product wall-associated receptor kinase-like 6. The transcript has 3 exons. Lineage: Eukaryota; Viridiplantae; Streptophyta; Magnoliopsida; Asterales; Asteraceae. Bases 1 to 2262 code for a protein of 753 amino acids. Gene Ontology annotation, cellular component: plasma membrane. Gene Ontology annotation, biological process: protein phosphorylation; cell surface receptor signaling pathway. Gene Ontology annotation, molecular function: protein serine/threonine kinase activity; ATP binding; polysaccharide binding. The record is from RefSeq and is a predicted model, not a curated record.
AUGAAGUUAUUUCAAGCUUGCUAUUUACUUAUCGUCCUUUCAUUAAGAGUGGCAUCACAAGACCUUGGCCGUUAUGCCAAGCCAGGGUGUAAUGAUAUGUGUGGGAAUGUCACGAUUCCAUACCCUUUUGGAAUCGGGCCAAACUGUGCUAUCAACGAAUGGUAUGUCGUGGAUUGCAACUCCUCGACGCCAUAUCUACAUGCACUCAACCACUUUGAAGUUGUAGGUGUUAACUUGAGUAAUCAAACAAUCACUGUUAGUACACCAAAACCAACAUUCACUGACUGCCAAAAUCCAGUUACGAAUAUCAGUCAGACGAAUGCCAUUGAUCUUGGUAGAAGCCCCUUCUGGCUUUCCGCUCCACACAAUAUAUUUAUGUUUAAGGGGUGUGGUAACGCUGUGAUGAUGGAUCACGGGAGUAGUGUGCUAACGGGUUGUUCCACAUCUUGUCUCAUGAACAAUACUCUUAGCGAAAAAAGAAACAAUAACUGCUUUGGCAUAAAUUGUUGCCAAACCACAAUUCCUCCUCGUUAUCUCAAAUCCUACAAUAUUAGCCUUAUUAUGGAUUUGGAAAAAAAACAGGGUAGAGAUAGAGGUUGUGGGUCUGCCUUUGUGAUGGAUACAAGUGCAUACAUUAAGCGAAGCCAAUCAUCUAUUUCUAGAAACUUGGAAUUAGACACUUUUGUUCCGAUAUCCCUAUUGUGGACUCUAUCAGAGAUUGACUAUGAUCGAGUCACUUGUUACUCUGUCAGGAAAAAGCUGAUACUCCAUUUGGGUAAUGGAACUUCAGUAAUUACUUGGAAAUGCGACUAUGAUCCGUUGAUAUACUCAGGAAAUCCGUAUUUUGAAGAUGGAUGCUAUGCUAAUAAUGCAUAUAUGAAUACAAUUGAUCAUGAUGGUGUUUGUCAAAAGUGUAGAGAUAAUGGAACUCUCUGUCUCAGUCAAGGCCUAAUAUAUAACGUUGAUGGUUCUGUUUACAAAGAAGACCUUUAUUGUAGCAAAAAGAAUGAUACAAAUAUUGAUCCUAAUUCUAAUAAACAUGCUAUAAAACUAGCAUCGGGGAAAUCACUCAGCUUAGUUGUUAUUUUAGGUGUUAGCUUAAGCAUUGGUGUGCUUGUUCUCGUGGCAAUAAGUUAUAUAUUGUACAAAGUGAUCAAGGAAACACAAGAAAAAAGACAACGAGAGAGGUUUUUUAAACGCAAUGGUGGUAUACUAUUAAAACAACAAGCUGAAGCUGACCCAUCUUUGGUAGAUAAAACCAUACUUUUCACGUCUCAUGAGUUGGAGAAAGCCACUGACUACUUUAACGAAAACAGAGUUCUUGGGCGGGGAGGUCAAGGUACUGUCUACAAAGGUAUGUUAGUUGAUGGAAGAAUUGUAGCAGUCAAGAAAUCAAAGGUGGUCGAUGAAAGCCAAUUAGAGCAAUUCAUCAAUGAAGUGGUCAUUCUUUCACAAGUCAAUCAUAGGAACGUGGUCAAACUACUGGGAUGUUGUCUAGAAACAGAGGUUCCUUUGCUAGUUUCUGAAUUCAUUCCAAAUGGGACCUUGUAUGCUCUUCUUCACAAUGAUAAUAACGAGUUCCCAUUUUCAUUAAAUAUGAGAUUACAAAUAGCUACAGAGGUUGCAGGAGCACUUGCUUACUUACAUUCAGCAGCAUUAAUUCCAAUAUACCAUAGGGAUAUCAAAACAACAAACAUACUUUUGGAUGAUAAAUACAGGGCCAAAGUCUCUGACUUUGGAACUUCAAGGCUGGUAACAAUGGUUCAGACUCACUUAACUACCUUGGUAAAAGGUACGUUUGGCUAUCUAGAUCCUGAAUAUUUCCGAUCUAGCCAAUUUACCGAGAAGAGUGAUGUUUAUAGCUUCGGAGUUGUUUUGGUUGAAUUGAUAACUGGAGAAAAGGCAAUUUCACUCACUAGAUUUGGAGAACACAGAAGUCUGGCUACACACUUUACGUUUGCUAUGGAAGAAGGGCGUAUUAUGUCUACUUUUGAUGCAAGGAUGCUUAAUGAGGCUAAUAGGGAUGAGCUUCUUUUAAUAGCUAACCUUGCAAUGCGAUGCUUGAAUAUGAACGGAAGAAAUAGGCCAACAAUGAAAGAAGUAGCCGUAGAGUUGGAAACUAUACGAACAUCAUACAUUCCAUCAACGGUUCAAACCAAUAUCAUACCCAUGAUAUUUGGGGAAGAUUUACCACCGCAACCAUAUGGUGAAUCAACAUCAACAUCUUUGAGUUUCAAUAGUAUUAGUCAUAUAGGUAGAUAACACGGUAUCCCCGUAAUGCGACGGUGUUUGUGACAACGACAAUGUGGAGGUGGCAUCUAGUGGUGUAGAUAAUUAAUGUAAAAGUAGUUGAUAUAAAGAGUUAAAGAUGAUAUU